This is a messenger RNA of Photinus pyralis (common eastern firefly), 744 nucleotides long. Its product is annotated as insulin-like growth factor-binding protein complex acid labile subunit. The record is from RefSeq and is a predicted model, not a curated record. Gene Ontology annotation, cellular component: plasma membrane. The transcript is spliced from 2 exons. The annotation marks the transcript as partial. Gene Ontology annotation, molecular function: protein binding. Lineage: Eukaryota; Metazoa; Arthropoda; Insecta; Coleoptera; Lampyridae.
GACGAAGAUUGGUGUUCCGGUUUGUAUUCCGUCACCGAUCUCGACUUGAGCCAAAACAGACUCACUCACCUCCCGUCGUACGCAUUCCGCUGCGCCAAAGCGCUGACCAAGCUGAACCUGCGCGACAACCUCAUCGAAACCGUCGACACGCGCACGUUCGACACCGUCUUCAACUUGCAGCACCUGGACCUAUCCAACAACAAACUGCGACAAGUCCCCAGCAACAGCUACGACAACUUGUGCAGCGUCCUAACCCUAAACUUGGCCCACAAUCUCAUCGUCUCCCUAAAUCCACUCUCCUUAAUCGCCUUUCGAGGACUGAACAAGCUGGACCUCUCCUACAACCAAAUCGAGAUCAUCGAACCCGACGCCUUCCUCGCGAACCACAAACUCGUAAGUCUCAGCGUCAGCUUCGGCUGCGUCAAGGCGGCCACCUCCUGGAUCGCGUCCACCAACUUAGUGGACGGAGCGAAGAAACCGGGAAGCGCGAUACAUUUACCGGAACAGUUGAGAAACUUGGCGAGGAUCGAGUUCGACAGCUGCGGAAUGACGCACGUCGACAUCGACUGCAACCUGAACACGUCGACCGUCGCGAAACUCGUCGACGAUUCGAAGACUGACGCCUGGACGACGAAGACCGAUGAUGAUAUCGCACAAGUCAAACAGUCAAUUACACAUUUUAUUCAUUAAGUAUUUUUAAGUUACAAGAUAUUUUUUAAUAAAGUAUUAUUCUACAACCAGAAA